UGCGCGCCCCCGCUCGGCUCGCUCCCGCGCUGCAGUGAGAGAUGGCGGACGGUGUGGAUCAUAUAGAUAUCUACGCGGAUGUGGAGGAAGAGUUUACACAGGAAGCAGAUUACCCCGUUCAUGAACAGAUAGACCUGUAUGAUGACGUCAUCUCGCCAUCGGCCAAUAACGGAGAUGCUCCUGAGGACCGAGAUUACCUGGACAACCUGCCGGCCCCAGGGGGCUCUGAGGGAAGCAAAGGGCCCCCAUCUAACAUAGUGUUCACAUACACGGGCAAACGCAUCGCUCUGUACAUUGGAAACCUUACUUGGUGGACCACAGAUGAAGAUCUGACUGAGGCCAUCCGCUCCAUCGGUAUUAACGACGUGCUGGAGAUCAAGUUCUUUGAGAAUCGAGCUAACGGCCAGUCUAAAGGAUUUGCGCUGGUGUGUGUGGGCUCUGACUCCUCCUCCAGGAAGCUUUUGGACCUGCUGUCGAAGCGCGAGCUGCAUGGGCAGAACCCCAUAGUUACCCCCUGCAACAAGCAGUCACUCAGCCAGUUCGAGAUGCAGUCACGAAAGAGUGAGGAGCGUUCUAUACCUGGUACCCAGUCCGGACAGAUGUCAGGAGAGGGUAAGGCCGGACCCCCAGGUGUGGGGCCCCGCGGUGCCUUCCCUUUGAGCAGGGGUCGAGGACGCUUUCCGGGGCCAUCUGGGCCCGGAGGGGACCGCUUUCCUGGACCUGUCGGACCCGGGGCGCCCCCGCCACACUUCCCAGGUAGGAGUAUGCAAGGGCCACCUCGUCCUCCUCCCGGACCCCCAGGUCCCCCGGGCCCCCCAGGACCGCCUCCCCCAGGGCAGGGUCUCCCCCCACCCCUCUCCGGCCCCCCAAACAGAGGCGACCGCCCCCCUCCCCCUGUCAUGUUCCCUGGUCAGUUUGGUCAGCCUCCUAUGGGCCCCAUGCCUCCUGGCCCUCCACCACCAGGCUAUGGGCCACCCCCUGGCCCACCUCCACCACAGCAAGGCCCACCCCCUCCUGGCCCAUUCCCUCCUCGUCCCCCUGGUCCUAUUGGUCCACCUCUGGCUUUGGCCCCACCUCACUUGCGUGGCCCUCCUCCUGGAGGUCCGCCCCCAGCCCCCCAUGUCAACCCUGCCUUCUUCCCUCCACCUGGAAACAACAACAUGCCCUCGUCAGACAGAGGUCCUCCACCAAACGACCCGUACGGACGCCCGCCUCCAUAUGACCGAGAUUACGGCCCUGGCAGGGAUAUGGAUGCCCCUCGGGUUCCUCUGAGUGAGGCGGAGUUUGAGGAGAUAAUGAAUCGGAACAGAGCGAUUUCUAGCAGCGCCAUAUCUCGGGCUGUUUCAGAUGCGAGUGCAGCGGAUUACGGCAGCGCUAUCGAGACUCUGGUGACGGCCAUCUCGCUAAUUAAACAGUCGAAAGUGUCAGCUGAUGACCGCUGCAAAGUUCUAAUCAGCUCCCUACAGGACUGCCUACACGGCAUCGAGUCCAAAUCCUACGGCUCUGCCUCCAGCAGGCGAGAGCGUUCCCGGGAACGAGACCACAGUCGUUCUCGUGAGAAAAGCCGGCGCCACAAGUCCCGCAGCCGUGACCGCCAUGAGGACUACUACCGCGAGCGCAGCCGAGAGCGUGACCGCCACCGCGAGAGGGACCGGGACCGCGAGCGAGACCGGGACAGAGAGAGGGAAUACCGCCACCGCUAGGUGGGAGAGAGAGCUGAACGGAAGAGGAUGAGGAGGAGAACCAUCGCAAGCGACACACACUCAUCCAUCAGCACCCUUCAUCCUCCAUCUACAGGAGGACUGGAUUGGCGGAUGCCGGACGGCGCUGCGGUAUAGGUGUAUAUAAAGGAAGAGAAUGCGUACACUCUUAAUCCCACAGCUUUUUUUAUUUUUUGAUCUUUUAUUUGAGGAGAAAUGCCUGUGUGUCCUGACCCCAUCUAUCCUCUGCCCACAUCCUGAACUGUAGAAUGUAAUCUGUCACACUUGUUGUUUUUAUAGGAACUUUUGGUUUAAGCCCCUCCCCCUUUACCUUUCCCUAUGCAGUGUGUAAGUGUUUGCUCUGAUUUAUUAAAUAGAAUCUGUGUUGUAAUAAAGUGUUUACUGGG
This is a messenger RNA of Astyanax mexicanus (Mexican tetra), 2107 nucleotides long. It is a transcript of the gene cpsf6, whose product is annotated as cleavage and polyadenylation specific factor 6. Lineage: Eukaryota; Metazoa; Chordata; Actinopteri; Characiformes; Acestrorhamphidae. Gene Ontology annotation, molecular function: mRNA binding. Gene Ontology annotation, biological process: mRNA alternative polyadenylation. Gene Ontology annotation, cellular component: mRNA cleavage and polyadenylation specificity factor complex. Bases 42 to 1703 code for a protein of 553 amino acids. The transcript is spliced from 10 exons. The record is from RefSeq and is a predicted model, not a curated record.